AUGUCCGGCUCACUCACCCACAUCCUCCUUGAGGGCGCCUCUGGCUAUGCCAUCUUCAACGUCAAGCUCCAGGAGGAGAUUGCCGCGCGGUCCAAGCAGCUCCAGGACUCGAUCAAUGACUGGAACACGUUCAACCGCAUGGUCGAGCUCGCCUCGUUCUUCCCCUUCACCAGCGCCGCGCAGGCGCUCGAGAACGCCAACGACGUUUCGGAGGGUGUGCUCAACCCCCACCUGAAGAGCCUCCUCGCCAUGGUCAUCCCCAGCUCUGGCUCCAAGGGUAACAAAUCCCAGGCUGGUGUGCUCCUCGGAGUCUCGGAGCGUGGCCUCGCCGGUGCGAUCCAGGGUGAGACUGGCAUCCUCUGCGACACCUCGGAGCGUGCUCUCGAGCUCAUCCGUGGCGUCCGUCUCUACCAGGACAAGUUCCUCGCCAAGGAGGGUCUUGAGAAGGGUGACAUUACCCAGGCCCAGCUCGGUCUCGGCCACUCGUACUCGCGCGGCAAGGUCAAGUUCAACGUCAACCGCUCGGACAACAUGAUCAUCCAGGCCAUCUCGCUCUCGGACCAGCUCGACAAGGACCUCAACACCUUCUCGAUGCGUUGCCGCGAGUGGUACGGCUGGCACUUCCCCGAGCUGUACAAGCUUGUCCCCGAUGCGCACCAGUACGCCCAACUUGCCGUCCUCAUCGGCGACCGCACUCAGCUUAACGAGGACAAGCUCGCCGACAUGCAGGAGAUCCUCGACGAUGACGAGACCCGCGCCCGUAACGUCCUCGAUGCGGCCCGCGCCUCCAUGGGUUCGGACAUUAACGAGAUCGACCUCCUCAACAUCUCCAACUUUGCCGAGCGUGUCGUCAAGCUCGCCGAGUACCGCAAGAGCCUGCGUCGCUACCUGGUCGAGAAGAUGAGCAUUGUCGCGCCCAACCUGUCGGCUCUCCUCGGCGAGACCAUUGCCGCUCGCCUCAUCAGCCACGCCGGUUCGCUCACCAACCUCGCCAAGUACCCCGCCUCGACCGUGCAGAUUCUUGGCGCCGAGAAGGCCCUCUUCCGCGCUCUCAAGACCAAGGGCAACACCCCCAAGUACGGUCUCAUCUACCACUCGAGCUUCAUUUCCCGCGCUGGCUCCAAGUACAAGGGCCGCAUCUCGCGUUUCCUCGCGAACAAGUGCUCGAUCGCGUGCCGCAUCGACUGCUUCUCCGACGUGCCGACCAACAAGUUCGGCGAGGCCCUGCGCGCGCAGGUUGAGGAGCGCCUUGCCUUCUUCGAGACCGGCGUUGCGCCUUCCAAGAACGCCGACGCUAUGCAGAAGGCAUUGAAGGCGAUUGCCGCCGACCUCGGUGAUGACGAGGAUGACGACGACGACGACGAGGGCGACGUCUCUGCCGCCGACAUCGAGGCUGCCGCCAAGCAGGUCGAGAAGGAUCAGGUGUCUGCCGCCAAGGCCCGUGGACCAAUGGACCCCGAGCUCGCCCAGCUGGCGUCGAGCGCUGCCGCGACCCCGUCCAAGAAGGAGAAGAAGGACAAGAAGGACAAGAAGGAGAAGCGCAAGCGCGACGAGGACGAGGACGAGGACGAGGGGCGGAGGAAAAAGGAGAAGAAGGAGAAGAAGGACAAGUCCGACAAGUCCGAGUCCAAGAAGGAGAAGAAGGACAAGUCUGACAAGAAGGACAAGAAGGAAAAGAAGGACAAGAAGGACAAGAAGAAGUCCAAGGACUAA
Molecule: messenger RNA, 1713 nt
Organism: Cutaneotrichosporon cavernicola
Lineage: Eukaryota; Fungi; Basidiomycota; Tremellomycetes; Trichosporonales; Trichosporonaceae
Gene: nop56
Exons: 2
Coding region: 1-1713 (570 amino acids)
Cellular component (GO): box C/D methylation guide snoRNP complex; small-subunit processome
Molecular function (GO): snoRNA binding
Source: RefSeq, a predicted model, not a curated record